Messenger RNA from Drosophila takahashii, 960 nucleotides. RefSeq names its product NAD(P)HX dehydratase (gene Naxd). The record is from RefSeq and is a predicted model, not a curated record. Lineage: Eukaryota; Metazoa; Arthropoda; Insecta; Diptera; Drosophilidae. Gene Ontology annotation, biological process: metabolite repair. Gene Ontology annotation, molecular function: ATP-dependent NAD(P)H-hydrate dehydratase activity.
ACAAAUAACAAACAACAAAGAUAACUACUUCUGAAAAGAUGUCAGCGAUUACGGAAAUAUCUGUUAAUUUGCCAAAGCUGUUGGGAUUGUUUAAAGAAACAGUUGUGCCAAAACUGACCAACAACAAACACAAAGGGCAGUAUGGACGCAUCGGCGUAAUCGGUGGGUCCUUGGAAUACACCGGUGCCCCCUACUUUGCGGCCAUUUCAUCAAUAAGAGUUGGAGCUGAUUUGGCGCAUGUGUUUUGUCAUUCCAAUGCAUCCGCAAUUAUCAAGUCUUAUAGUCCUGAUCUUAUCGUACACCCAGUUCUGGAUUGCGUAGAUACAGUGGAAAAAAUAACGCCCUGGUUGGAUCGACUUCAUGUGAUUGUUAUUGGCCCUGGACUGGGUCGAGAACCAGGUAUCUUAAAAACCGCAUCUAACUUACUGAAGAUUUGUAUGGAUGUUCAAAAACCAGUUGUUAUUGACGCCGACGGACUGUUUCUUCUUAAUGAUAACCUUGAUUUGAUCUGCGGACAACGCAAUGUCAUCCUGACACCCAAUGUCAUGGAAUUCCGGAGACUAUUUGGAGAGGAUAUCAAUGAGGCGCGUAAAAAAAUGUCUCUGCUUGGAGAUGGAGUAGUCGUUCUGGAAAAAGGCGCUAACGAUAAAAUUCAUUUUCCCCAAAUCAACGAAGUUCACACCUUGCCAACCGGAGGCUCUGGUCGUAGGUGCGGUGGUCAGGGCGACUUGCUCUCCGGAUCCUUGGCCACCUUCUUCUAUUGGUCGCUACAGUCAAAUCAAGAAAAUCCUGCGUUUAUAGCUGCUUGUGCCUCCAGUUAUUUUGUCAAGAGGCUAAACUCAGCUGCUUUUCAGAAGUUCGGACGUAGCCUGCUAGCGAGUGAUAUGGUAAACGAAAUACCAGCAAUAUUUCAGGCUGAAUUUGAAAACAGCGACUCUUAAUAAGUUUUAACUGAUGGCC